UUUUUUUUAAUAUAUUGUUAUACUUACAGUACGCCGUAAAAAGUGCCGUUUUAUUAGUUUUUUUGUAUGUUUUUUCGUUUUUAAUCUAUUUUAUAGUGUUAAAUUUUAAAUUAAAAUAGUUAAUAUUGUCUUAAUAGUGUUGUGAAGUUACUUAAUUAAUUAUAUUUAACAGCCAGCAAAUUUGUGUUUAUUUUUCUAUUAAUAAUUUUAAAGAUCUAAAGACAUAUUGUAAGAACGAAACAAACAGCUAUAGAUAUUAGAUGACUGGUGCUGCGACGAAGGAUAUAAUGUGAACACUGGAUCACUGGAGAAGCAUUGUUAUAUUAUAUAAGUGCAAAUGUCGCCGUAUAGCAGGGAACACCACACGGCCGUCGUAGCCCCUGUUUCAGCGGUGUCACCCGUGAUCGAAGAGUUUGGUAGCAAUAAGAAAGACGACGCCGCCGCCGCAGCCGCUGCCGGUGGACUGCCGUCUUACCAUCGUAAGUACUCGGAGUCUGGAAAACCUACCGCCGGAUAUACCAAUGGGUUCUCGUUGCUCCGCCGAUUGUUGCGUUGGUGGCUCGCCCGAUUUGGUCAAAAGCCGUUGGUUAAAAAAGGUGUAUUGGAGAUGAGCGCUGCGACCGAAAGUGGUAUCCGGUUGAGCGGACAUACUCUAGACAAGGCGACCAAGGCCAAAGUCACCCUUGAGAAUUACUACAGCAAUCUGAUCGCUCAGCACAUUGAACGGAAACAGAGGUUGGCGAAACUCGAAGAAACUUUGAAAGAUGAAAGUCUGUCGGAGCAACAGAAACAAGAAAAACGCCAGCAACACGCGCAAAAAGAAUCAGAAUUUCUCAGGCUAAAGAGAUCGAGGCUCGGAGUAGAAGAUUUCGAACCGUUAAAGGUCAUUGGUCGUGGUGCUUUUGGAGAGGUGAGACUAGUUCAAAAGAAAGACACAGGUCAUAUAUACGCCAUGAAAAUCCUACGCAAAGCCGACAUGCUUGAAAAGGAACAAGUGGCGCACGUCCGUGCAGAAAGGGAUGUCCUCGUCGAAGCUGAUCACCAGUGGGUCGUUAAAAUGUACUAUAGUUUUCAGGAUCCAAUAAACCUUUACCUUAUAAUGGAGUUCCUUCCCGGUGGUGACAUGAUGACGCUACUCAUGAAAAAAGAUACACUCAGUGAGGAAUGUACGCAGUUUUAUAUCGCCGAAACCGCGUUGGCUAUUGAUUCUAUACACAAACUCGGAUUUAUACACAGGGAUAUAAAACCCGACAAUCUACUAUUAGACGCCAGAGGCCACAUAAAACUGUCCGAUUUCGGAUUGUGCACCGGCCUGAAAAAGUCGCACCGGACGGAUUUCUACAGAGACCUGAGCCAGGCUAAACCGUCGGAUUUCAGUUUUUUCUGUUCGCCAGCAUCGAGUCCGAUGGACAGCAAACGGCGUGCGGAGAGCUGGAAGAGAAAUCGCCGGGCGCUGGCCUACAGCACCGUCGGCACGCCGGAUUACAUUGCACCCGAAGUAUUCCUCCAGACCGGUUACGGUCCGGCUUGUGAUUGGUGGAGCGUCGGUGUCAUCAUGUACGAAAUGCUAAUCGGGUACCCACCGUUCUGUAGCGAAAAUCCACAGGAAACGUACAGAAAGGUUAUGAACUGGCGGGAAACGCUGAGCUUCCCAGCCGAAGUGCCCAUCAGCGAGGAGGCCCGCGACGCCAUCACCCGGUUCUGUUGCGAAUCAGACCGCCGUCUCGGUUACAGCGGUCGUGGCAUCGACGACCUUCGAUCAACGAUAGCGUUCUUCCGUGGCGUCGACUGGGAGCACAUCAGAGAACGUCCGGCCGCCAUACCUGUCCAGGUCAAGUCUAUCGACGACACGUCCAACUUCGAUGACUUCCCGGACGUUAAGCUCGAAAUACCAUCAGCACCGAUAUCCCAAGACGGUGAAGUGAUCUAUAAAGACUGGGUGUUCAUCAACUACACGUUUAAGCGGUUCGAGGGGCUCACUCAGCGGGGCAUAGCUACCAAAAAGUGAUUUUAAACAACGUUAACGAUAGUGCAAUGUGAUAUUUUUAUCUAACCUCCUAUGCUUUCCUCCUUCUCCCCACCUUUUCAACCGACCCUAUACCCCUACCCCGACCCAACCCCCUAUCCACUACAACCUACACACCACGAAUCCUCUACCAUCCCUAUCACCAUUAGUUGGCAUGCAGAUUUUAUGAUCUCAAGAAGAAACGUGUUUGUUUUCUUCUCAGCGAUAAAAAAAAAACCAAUCGAAGAUUUCCAAAGACCAAAUGUUUUUUUUUUUUUUUUAAUACACAUAUAAUAUAUAUGGUAACCUGUGUGAUCAAUGAUACAUAUUUGUUAUCCAUUAACCGUCAAAUACACACAAAAAAAAUUAAUCGCGGAUAUAUUGUUUAGCGUUAAAUUUAAAUGUUCUUAAUGUCCAUUGAUAUUAUUUUUACACACUAAAAUUAUUUCUUAAGCUUCAUCUAGUCAACUCCUUCGUUUUUUCAUUCACUCGAACAAUUCGAAAUUAAACCAUAAACACGUUAAUUCAUUUAUCGUAACACGUUCGGAACCACUGCAAAAAUAUAAAAUAAAUAAUAUUAAUUAUAAAUGUGUUAGGUGACAAGACGCUAGUGUUUGCAUAUUUUAUUCGAUACACACACACACACACAUAUAUAUAUAUAUAUACCGUUCACACAAUUACCACAAAAAUAAUCACCGUGAGUCGUGUGUAUAUAUAUAUAUAUAUAUAUACAUAGUGUUAUACUACUACUCGUGUACACUGUACAUGGUCUGGAGCACUGGCCGCUGGUGCUCGGGCGCGGUCAUUCCACCACCACCUUACAGGGAAUGCGAACGUGUAUGAAAAUGUUGUCCUCGUGCACAUCAUUCGAGGGGACGUCGAACGACCCGGACAAUAUUUUAUAUUUUAGUGAAACCAUUUGAGUCUUGCCCUUUGACGAGUGUAUAAAAAAAAAAAAAGUUGAUUCUUACGCACUUUUUAGCAUGUUCCUAUAUAAACUAUAGGUAGUGGUAGCUAAUGAAUAAAUAAUCAUCGGACAACAAGGCCGAAAGCGAUUGACCCCGGGACAGGUUAGACUUAAGAUUUGUUUUGAUUAUUAUUAAUUUUUCGAUCUGAAUUUUGUUUGUUUACGUGUAGACGUUAGUUUUAACAGUUGUGAUAUUCGCAAAGUUAAUUAUUAUUGUUUGUUCGUAAUUUUUUUUUUAUGA
Molecule: messenger RNA, 3213 nt
Organism: Rhopalosiphum maidis (corn leaf aphid)
Lineage: Eukaryota; Metazoa; Arthropoda; Insecta; Hemiptera; Aphididae
Gene: trc
Product: serine/threonine-protein kinase tricorner
Exons: 10
Coding region: 338-2008 (556 amino acids)
Biological process (GO): peptidyl-serine phosphorylation; intracellular signal transduction
Molecular function (GO): protein serine/threonine kinase activity; ATP binding
Source: RefSeq, a predicted model, not a curated record